UUGCCAAGUGUGAACACGAAAUAUCUGGCAUCCGGGUUUCUCUCACACUGCGGAACUCCCAACACGGGUGGAUUAGAAAUCAGUAGAAAAUAAGACGUUAAAUAAAUUAAACGUAACGUAAAUUCAAACACUUCUCGGCUUACUAAGCAAUUUUUCACACACAUUAAUCUAAAAAAAGUGUGAAAAAGGGCGGAGAAUUUAGUCGUUUAGGUGCAGGUUUAAAAUGGUUUGACCACCUUCAGUUAGCUAGCUAGCAUAAAGUUAAAUUCAAAUGUCAGCCAUUAGAUAGGUAACGUUAGCUAUUAUAUCAAGUCAUGACGGAAACAAAAGAGCAGGUACAACUAAGGAACAACCCUCGCAGGCAACUGAAGAAACUUAGUGAGGACAGCUUGACCAAGCAGCCUGAGGAAGUGUUUGAUAUAUUGGAGAAACUUGGAGAGGGGUCUUAUGGCAGCGUAUUCAAGGCACAUUAUAAAGAGACUGGGGAGAUUGUGGCAAUUAAACAGGUUCCUGUGGAGUCAGAUCUACAAGAAAUCAUUAAAGAGAUUUCUAUUAUGCAGCAGUGCAACAGUCCACAUGUGGUGAGAUAUUAUGGCAGUUACUUUAAGAACAGUGAUCUGUGGAUUGUAAUGGAGUACUGUGGAGCUGGCUCUGUGUCUGACAUUAUCAGACUACGCAACAAAACAUUAACAGAAGAUGAAAUAGCUGCCAUUAUGCAGUCCACUCUUAAGGGACUGGAAUACUUGCACUUCAUGAGGAAAAUCCACAGAGACAUCAAAGCUGGAAACAUCCUUCUGAACUCUGAGGGACAGGCCAAACUUGCCGACUUUGGUGUUGCGGGACAGCUAACUGACACGAUGGCGAAACGCAACACAGUAAUUGGAACGCCGUUUUGGAUGGCUCCAGAGGUCAUUCAGGAAAUUGGCUAUAAUUGUGUAGCAGAUAUCUGGUCUCUUGGCAUCACAGCCAUAGAGAUGGGUGAAGGGAAGCCACCAUAUGCAGACAUACACCCUAUGAGGGCAAUAUUCAUGAUUCCAACAAAUCCACCACCAACAUUUCGGAUCCCUGACCAGUGGUCAGAACCUUUCAGGGAUUUUGUGGCACAAUGCCUGAUAAAGAAUCCUGAGAACAGAGCAACAGCCACACAGCUAUUACAACACCCAUUCAUAAAGAAUGCUAAGUCCAAUAGUGUCCUUAGGGCACUGAUUACAGAAUCUAUGGAGCUCAAACUGAAGAAACAGGAGACUGAACAGAGAGAACAGGACACAGAGGAUGAAGAAAACUCGGAUGAAGAUGAAGUUGAUCAGGGUACAAUGGUGCGAGCCAGCACAUCAGGUCUGGGAACAGUCCGUGCAGUCGGCUCACUUGGAAGUUCAUUGGGAACCAUGAUUGAGCACAAUGACAGCACGUUGGAGUCUCAGCUUGGCACCAUGGUCAUAAACUCAGAGGACGAAGAGGAGGAUGCAGGCACCAUGAAACAUCAUCAAGAAACAAUGCAGCCAGCUAAUGCAGUUAAGCCAUCAUUCCUACAGUAUUUUGAACAGAAAGAGAAGGAGGACAACAAAAACAGUGACAACGACAGUCACAAACUGCCUACAGAAUGGGACAUGGAGAUGAUACGUUCCUUAAAUGUAGAGGAGCUAAGAAGACGACUUGCCUCUCUAGACCCACAGAUGGAGCAGGAGAUUGAGGAGAUCCACCAGCGCUACCAGGCCAAACGCCAACCCAUUCUCGAUGCCAUUGAGGCCAAAAAGCGACGUCAGCAGAACUUCUGAACCUUCUGAAGAAACUCUUGAUGAUCCCUCAACAAUGUUCAUCAUUGUCAGUUACCUAUAAAGGUACCUGUGCCAGAUCCAGCUAUACUUCCUUUUUUUUUUUUUGUUUAACUUACAAUCCUUUCUUUGCAUUUGUUGUUUAAUUAUUUUUAAAAUCUGUUGCUGUAGCUACACCACUAUUGGUACUAGAUUUGGUGUUACUGUGGGCUCAAAAUGCAGGGAACAACAUUUUGUCAUACACUGUUUGACUUACUGCACUUUUUUAUUACUUGUGUAACUUUAGCAUGUAUAUGUUUUGUUUGUUUUUGUCUAAAAUAGCUGUAAGUAACACAGUUCACAAAAUUUGGUAGUCAUUAAACAAGCUAAUAAUUAGGCUGGAUGUUCUUAUUUAUAGUGUCUUAUAAAGAAGGCAACUAUACAAAGGUCUAUAGAGCGAUAUAUUUUUUUUUGGUUGAUUGGUUGGUUCUCUUUCCCCUAGCCAACAUAAAGUACACAAACCAUGUUGUGUAAAACAUUUUAAGCACAAACUCUAGCAUUUCUGCUGUAAUGUCAAGUGAAGUGUAAUUUUAGCAUGUUAGGCACACCCAAAAAUUAAUGUCAGGUUAAAAAUAUAAACUGGCAUUGUAAAACUGUAACGAUAAAAAUUUGGAAAUAGAACUGCCCAGUGGUAGUGAUAGAUGUAAAAUCAAACAUGCCUUCAUUUAAAGAAAGAAAAAAAAAGAGUCGAGUAUUGAACUGCUUUACUGUCUUCAUGUUUACAUUCCAGUAGGACACAUUAUCCAAGCACCAGCAGCAGCAGAACAUGUUAGCAGUGUCUAGUACACAGAGGAUUGCUUUCAGUAAGCAAUGCUUCAUGCAACUGUACUGAGAUUUUAUAGUUUCCCCAUUAACUAGUUUUAAUACUCAAUGCACUUGCAAGGAUCUGCUGAGAGGCAGAUUGUUGAGAGCAGCCGUCUCGUAUUUGGGGGGGGCUGUAGUUUAAGCAUCAAUAUUGUUUCCACAACUUCAUGUGUUAGAAUGUAUUUGAUGUAUAUUAAUGGUGUACUAAUUUAUAAAACAAUACGUGCUGCAUUCUGAGCUUUUUCUCAAAUGUCAGAUCAGGUAAAUUGAUUAAGGUUGGGAAGUUGGCUAAAAUUAUUUUUUAAAAUAGUUUAUUUUUGAAAGUUUUUUUGGAAGCUAGGAGAGCCUGGUAUUUUUUUUUCAGCUGGAGUGUCUGUUCCUGCAAAUUAGACUCAGGUAUAAUUGACUCAAGCAAUCCAUAGCUACUGUGAAAGACUUUUUAUAGUGCUUAUAUACCCCAUAAAUCAACCCCAAUAUGGUUUUGGAGGAUCAACUUAAAAGCCUUUCUUCCUUUUGGAGUUUGUUACAUUCUGGAAUUAUAUGAUGCUGUUGAAGUUUUAUCAUCAAACCUUUACAGUAGUAAUGCAUGCUGUUCCUGCUUUGUUUUUUUGUUUUGUUUUUUUAAUGCGCAAUGUGAAUACAGAACCAAUGUCAGUACUCCUCAUCUGUCCUAACACUGGUCCUGAACAAACAUUUUGUCUGUGCCUUAAAUUAUGCAAAGUCUAUUUGGAAGUGUUUAAAAGUUGGAUUUGUUUUAUGUGUGAAAAAUAAACUGGUAUUCAUUAUAA
Molecule: messenger RNA, 3403 nt
Organism: Tachysurus fulvidraco (yellow catfish)
Lineage: Eukaryota; Metazoa; Chordata; Actinopteri; Siluriformes; Bagridae
Product: serine/threonine-protein kinase 4-like
Exons: 11
Coding region: 315-1775 (486 amino acids)
Biological process (GO): intracellular signal transduction; regulation of MAPK cascade; protein phosphorylation
Cellular component (GO): cytoplasm
Molecular function (GO): ATP binding; protein serine/threonine kinase activity
Source: RefSeq, a predicted model, not a curated record